AUCAUAUUCACCUUUCUACAAAAAAAAAAAAAAAACAAAAUGGACAAUAGCUGCUGUCAAAACACCGAAAUAAAAUCAAACACCGUUCCUUACCAACCCUAAUAAAAUUCUUAAAUGGCUGCCUUAUCCGGCCACACUUUCAUACAACUUUAAUUAAAAAAAAACUCAAUAUUAAAAUAAUAAAAAAUAAAAAUACAGCAAUUUUGUUUUUAAAAACUAUUCUAUUCAAAGUCAUAAACUUUAUACUUUAAUAUGCCACCGCAAAUAAAAAACAUUCUCCACAUAGUUGUCAUUCUACACAUUUUUCUAAAUGUCACAUUUAUAAAUUCAGCUGUCAUUAGAAGAGAACCACGAUCAAUAACAACAGAUAAUGGCACAGUGUCUGCAAUUUCUGCAGACAAAGAACUAGAACCUGCAACUGCUAUAGGACUAGAAGAUGAUGGAAAUUUAUUACUUGAAACAUUAUCUACAUAUGCUAAAGAUGACACAACGACGACAAAAAACACGCUUCAAGAUUCCAUAACUACCGGAAUAUUUGGCGAAGAAAACAAACGCGAUGCAAGGUUGACAGAUUUAAAGUUGGAUGAGAAUACUGUAAGUUUGUCCUUGGAUAGUGAUCAAAAACCAUCUAAGGUAGCAAUUGAAGAUGAAAAUAAGAAUGAGUCUGUGAAGAGUAAAUCUCAGGAAACUACAACAGAAGAAAUUGAAGAGAAAUCUACAAUUACUGCGUCAGUGAAAGAAACCACAACAAUUUCGCCGGUUAUAGAAGAUGAAAAAACUACCUUAAAGCAAAAAGAAGAAGAAAAAGAAACAUCUACCGUCUUAUUUGACACUACAACACAGUUUGAAUCAGCUGACAGUUCAAAAGUCAAAACUGAUAAAGAUGAUAACAUUGGAACAACUCUUGAAAAUUUAGUUGACACUACAACUAAAACAGAGGUAAUAUCAUUUGAAGAAACAACAAAUGUCAGUGCUAUUGACACAACUGCAAAAACAAACCGAACAACUGCAACAGAAGUAAUUCCAACAACAAACGCAGUUGAAAAUGAUUCAACCAUAAUAACAACAACACAAUCACCUACCACUAAGGAAAUUAAUGUAAAAGUAACAGAACCGUUAAGCACACAAAAUGGACUAAUUGACACAUCAACUGAGCUAAUCGACGAUGACGUUUCUAAAACAUUUGCCACAAAUGAACAAAAAGCAAUGAAAAUCGAAAAGGAAGUAACAACUGAAUCGAUCUUAUUGGAUAGCAAAAAUCAAAAUACUGAUAAACAAAUACAACCAGAAGAAACCACCGAAUUUCUUUCAACGUCAACGGAAAUUUCUGAAGAUGAACAAUCUACUGUCACAAUGACAGUUCUACAAUAUUAUAAAACGCCAACAAACGAUACAAAAAAUUCGAAUUCUUCGUCAACUGAAAAACGUGGCAAAUUUAUUGGAAACAAUUAUAGUUCAUUUAAUGAUUUCCAUUUGCCAAAUACCAGUGAUGUUUGGGCAUUAGCAGGUUUGAGAUCUGUUGGAAAAACAAAGUCAUCCGAACUUCAAAAUAGUGUUGAGACUUCUGAAGAAAAACCAAUGAACAGCUCGGUGGUGACAAAAAAUCUACACGACUGGACCCGUGUUAUGGAAACCUCUCAUGAUAUCGAGUCUAAACCUUCUCUUAAAAUGAUGGAAAAUAUUGAAGAUUCAACCACCGAAAUAACCACUAUGAUUACUCCUGAAACAGAUCCCAACACUACUGUCAAACCAGAAAUUGAGAUGUCAACCGAGAUAAACACUGAAAUGCCAAUUAAACAAGAAGCCAUCGAAUCCAAGUCCAAUCUAGACAACGAAGUUGAACUUUCCACAACAGAAAAAGUCGAUUUCACUACAACUGUUAUAGCUGUCACUUUAAUAGACGAAAAAGAAACAAUCACAAACCCAACAGAAUCUCAAAAUGUAGACAAUAAUUUUGAAACUUCAACCGACAAAUAUGAAAAGAUUGACCAAAUAACAACGGAAGACAUUCUAUCAACAACCACUGAUACAAGUUUUCUUCAUGCAUUAAAUAAUCACGAGAAAACCAUAGAGGAAAACAAAGUUGAUGGUGACAGUUUUGAAAAAGAAAUAAUUCCACUACCAACGACCACAGCAGCAGCGGUAAUACCAACAACCACAACAACGACCACGGUAACCCCUAUACCCCAAAUAAUGACAGUGAAAACAGAAACAACCGAUUCACUUGUCAAUGGCGAAAUCACCCAAGAAGCAAAUGCCGGCACGACUUCUUUGUCAAUCUCAUCAUCGUUAUCAGAUUUCACUACAUCGAUGCCCUUUUUGACAACCACAGACGCCAUAACAAAGGCAACAAUAGUAGCUAUGACAGAUGUACAGACUACAACUCCACCUGUCACACUUUAUACUGAAUAUGAAACAAAUGAACCCCCAUCAAGCUCAAAUCCGUCGAAAAUAUCUACGCAAAGCACUUCCCCAGUUGCAGUGACGAUGGAUUCAUCGGCGGCAACAACAACAACAACGACAACAAUGACAGCUGUUACCGCUACUACACCAGCAAAAGCAAUAACAACUGAAACUGAAACAGAAACACAAACGACUGAAGCACCAUCACAUACUCCCGCAAUAAUCAGCAACGAUACGAUGAUGAUACAAAAAAGCAACAACAAUAAUUAUAACGAAUACGAGGUAGUGAGUAAAUCGACUGAAAAUUACACCGACAACAACAGUUCUACCGAAGCUUUUGAAGCUACCACACGCGUCGGGCUGCAUCAGUUUAACUGGUCAACAACAAACGCAAAUAUACCUACAACGGAAGUAGAUAAGUUAGAUGACAAUUUAGACGUCACAACUUUAUCGAAUUCAACAGAGGCUACAACUACUGCCAUUAGUACCGUUACAUUGGCGCCAAAAACUUAUCCAAUCGUAACCGAAACGGCUCAAACUGACGUUACUGAACCAUCAUCAUCAUCAACAACGUCAACCGAACAUUUGGAUCAUAUUGAUCCAAUUCAUAAAAUUUCGGACACGGCCGAAACGUCAAUCGAGAGUAAUGUCAUCGAUCCAUUGCAAGUGGGCGAUACAUCUACGGCAGCGACACCAACAACAACAGCAACACCAACGACAACGGAAAGCAAUCAAGACAAUAUGAAAAUGUCUCCAACGGAUAGGGGAGACGAUGAUUCUGUCCAUUUAAUAAUAACAACAACAACAACAACUACAGAAAGAACGUCAACGACAACAACCUCGACUUCGAAUUAUGAUGAUUCAGCGACAACAUUCGAAUCAAUAUCGACAAAGAAAGAAGAUGUAUAUUCAAUUGUUCCGACAAUCGAUAAUGAUGGACAAGGUGGUGGUAUAUUCAAUGUUCCAAAAUUUGUGCUCGAUGAUACAAGCACCUUAAUGCCCCCUGGAGAACUGGGAAUCGGUGUUGGCGGUGGUGGUGGUGGUUUGCAGCCAAUGGACUCACCAGAGGCCCAGGAAACUGAUGUUAAUGUCAUAAUUGCCAUAUCAGUGAGUACGGUGGGAAUCAUCGCCCUCAUAUUGUUGGUAGCUUUUUUGUAUGUGAUGCGGAAGAGACAGAAGCAGAUGUCAUACGGACAAAGGUGUCGACCGGUCAGCUUGGAUGCGUAUAGUUUAGAUAAUGUAUCGGUGUAUAAUAGUGUACGACGUAAGGGGGCAACAUUGAGGGCGUCCAAGCGUUCCUAUGGUAAUGUUGCUUUUGAUGAUCCUUCUCUCAGACACAAUGUAUUAGGAACGCAUGAAUUGGCAAGGUAUGUGGAGAAAAAAUCAAGCAUAUGGGAGGAGUUCAAAGAGGUGCCACAAAUAAUCGCAAGAGCUGAUGAAGUCCCAGCAGGAUGUGAAGACAAGAACAGGUACGCCAAUGUUAUACCUUUGCCAGAAACAAGGGUUAUACUUCAGCAACAGAAUGGUGACGAGAAGAGCGAAUAUAUCAACGCCAACUAUGUCAGGGGUCCAAAAGACACAACGAAUUAUUACAUUGCAUGUCAGGCACCUCUAGAAACAACUGUCAAUGAUUUUUGGCGAAUGAUAUGGGAACAAAAUUCUCGUGUCAUUAUAAUGGCAACUGAUCUCAUCGAGAAUGGCAUUGACAAGUGUGCUGAAUAUUUACCACCAUCGGUGACACUUGACAAUCAUACAGUUUUUGGUGAUUAUCAAGUAACAUUGAAGCAUCGAGAAGUCAAAGAAAAAUAUGCCAUUUCAACGUUGAUGCUCAAGAAUACUGAUGGCAAUGAAGAGAGUCGAGAAAUUACCCACUAUUGGUAUCAGUGGCCUGAAACUGGUGUACCUACAGAUGAGGCUGCUAUAAUUGCAAUGCUUCUUGAGGCAAGAAGUUCCCUUAAGGCUUCCACAAUCGAACAGAGCGAUAUUAAAAUUGAAAAUUUUACCGCUGAAGAUGAUUCAUCGUCGGCGAAGAUUGAAAUAAAUGGAAAUGUUGCAUCGGAAAAGUCAAAACCAUCAACAAAGGAUCAAGGCCCCCUUACGAUUCACUGCUCUCCAGGUACGGGCCGAACUGGAACCAUUCUAGCAUGUGAUAUUGCCAUGCGCUGCCUUGAAGAACCCAAACGUACCGUUGAUAUACCCCAGAUUGUCUACAGUGUACGACGAGGCCGAGCCAGUGCCGUCCAGACAAAGGAACAAUACGAAUUUAUUUACAAAGUUACCCAUAUGUAUGCAACGAAAAUUUCAAAUAUAAACAAUGAUAAUUAAUUUUUUUUUUUGUUAAACAAAUUAAAGUGCUCUCGAAGUUUGUCUUCUUUAUUUUGUAUUUUUUUUAUUUUUGUUUAAGCUUUAUUCACAAAAUAAUUAAACAAAAAGAGAAACAGAGCUUAGAUUUAACAAAUUCCAAAAGAGCUAUAUAAUAUGGUAUUCCUCUCUAUUGUGAUAUAAAUAUAUGUAUAUAUAUUUUUUUAAAUUUAAAUUUGUAUUAAAUAUUAUUUUUGUUUAUUUUGUUUGUUUGAUUCGCCACGCAGUGCCGUUAAAAAGAAAAAUAUGCUACAUUCAACUAAAUUAUGUUGUUAAUGUCAAAAAUUAUUAUGCUUCACAUUUAUUGUAAUUAUUAUUAUGUAUUAUUAAACAAAAAUCAAACAUAAAUUGUGUAUACAAAAAUAUAUAUUUAAAAAAAUGGUAUUAUUCAAAAAUAUUAUAAUAUUUUAGUUUUUAAGAAAACAACAUUGUAAAUUUCUAUUUGUAAAUAAUUAUAAUAUAAACUGUGUUAUGCGUACAUUUAUUCAUAAAAGAAUUAA
Molecule: messenger RNA, 5264 nt
Organism: Eupeodes corollae
Lineage: Eukaryota; Metazoa; Arthropoda; Insecta; Diptera; Syrphidae
Product: serine-rich adhesin for platelets
Exons: 4
Coding region: 253-4728 (1491 amino acids)
Biological process (GO): protein dephosphorylation
Molecular function (GO): protein tyrosine phosphatase activity
Source: RefSeq, a predicted model, not a curated record